Molecule: messenger RNA, 4547 nt
Organism: Eriocheir sinensis (Chinese mitten crab)
Lineage: Eukaryota; Metazoa; Arthropoda; Malacostraca; Decapoda; Varunidae
Product: large neutral amino acids transporter small subunit 2-like
Exons: 5
Coding region: 56-748 (230 amino acids)
Biological process (GO): amino acid transmembrane transport
Cellular component (GO): membrane
Molecular function (GO): L-amino acid transmembrane transporter activity
Source: RefSeq, a predicted model, not a curated record
ACUACUACUACUACUACUACUACUACUAUAUUUCAGAAACCUGCCCCGCGCCAUCAUGAUCUCAAUGCCCCUCGUCACCGUAAUCUACUUCCUCGCCAACGUCGCCUACUUCGCCGUGCUGACGCGCUCCGAGAUCCUGUCCUCCAACGCUGUGGCCGUGUCCUUUGGUAACCGCAUGCUGGGGGUGAUGCGCUGGACGAUGCCCUUCUUCGUCGCCUGCUCCACCUUCGGCAGCCUCAACGGGGGAAUCUUCGCCUCCUCGCGCCUCUUCUUCGUGGGGGCGCGCCAAGGCCACCUCCCUCAGAUCCUCUCCCUCAUCAACACCAAGAACUACACACCAGUACCCUCCCUGAUGUUCCUGGGGCUGAUGACGCUGUUCAUGCUGAUCACCUCGGACAUGCAGGUGCUCAUCAACUACAUUUCCUUCACCGAGUCGCUCUUCAUCCUCAUGUCCAUCGCGGCGCUGCUCUGGCUGCGCUACCGAGACCCCAACCGUCACCGCCCCAUCAAGGUCUGGCUUGGCUUCCCGAUCCUCUUCUUCGUCAUCUGCCUGUUCCUGGUGGUGCUGCCCAUCAUCCAGCGGCCCAUCGAGCUCGGCGUGGCGAUCGGCAUCAUCUCCAUCGGCAUCCCUGUCUACUACCUUGGCAUCCACAGGGAACACUCCGAGGGCUUCAGCAACUUCAUGGGCAAGGCCAUGUUUCUGAGCCAGGUGCUGACGAUGGGGCUGCCCGAGGAGAAGCAGGCCUGAUGUGUGUUACCAAGAAGGACAGGCAGAGAGAGGAAGAGGAAAAGGAGGAGGCGGAGGAGAAGGAAGAGGAGGAGGAGAAGGAGAUGGAGAAAGAGGAGGAGGAGGAGACAACUUGGCAGAUGCUGGAAGAGGAAAACUGAACGCAAAAAUGAUGUGGUGACAAAAAUAGUGGGGAAUAAUUAAGCAUUCAAGGUACAUGUGAGGUGAUGACCCGAGAGGAAAGGGUUGUGAAAGGAAUUUGAAGUUACCAAGAAAUGUGUACUUGAAGGAAUCUGAAACAGUAUCAUAAAGAGAAAUUGAUGAGACAGAAACCUAAAUAAAGACUGCAGAAGUGUGGGUAGUCGGAAUUUUCCAUUUAAAAGACUGGGAAAUUGUCACGAGGGAGACAUGAAAGCUAUGGCGUGGCAGGAAACACACGUUGUGCUAUGCGUCUGUGAAGAUUUGUCGUUAUUUGAAUAUUUAAUGCUGGCAGUGUGUGAGGCAUUCAGAGGCAGAAUUGGAUAACUUUAUAUCUUGCUCCUUCCUCCUGGGUCUUGGCAUUGCUUUGCGUAGUGUGUCUGCAAGUGAAGAGUCCUCCAAAUACAGUAUUUUUGUACUUUAACAUGUAGAGCCGAGUGAGUGAGUGGGGUGGUUGCUGUGUUGGCCACUCACUUCUAGACGACCAAGCUUGGCUCUGAUUGCCUCAUCUCUGUCCACGAUGCAACACUGUAUAGUUUAGAGUGUUUAGAAUCAAAACUUAUGGAAAAUUACCAACCCUCAACAUAUCACAAACUUCUCUGAUUAAUAUUUCAUUUGCAGCUUUGAAUUACUAAAUUAAUUAUUUAAUUAUCUCCAUUGCUAUAUAAGACUGCCCAUGCUGAGUAUAACAUUUUCAGUGUGUCAAUUGUGAAGGCGUUGGUGUUCAUGUGUAUGAUACUAGGCAAAGCUCACCACUGUCAUGAAGGGCCUUGUGCCUUCUCAGAGUUCAAGUGUCUUGGUGAAGUGUGAAGACUGGAGACAAAGCUACACAUUCAGGGACAGCUCAAUAGUGACAACACAGGGAGGAGGGUUGUCUCUGCUCCGGGUUCCAAGUGUCCGUGUCAUGACAACCAUCGUCCUGCUUGCUGGGUCUUCCAUGCUGCUGCUCAAAUGCUGCUGUGGACCAGUGGCAUAGCUACCAAGGGGUGUGGGAAGCCAUGGGCUUCAUCAUGUAAUUCUGCAUAAAUGUGGCAAAUAGUUAUUUCUGCAUGGGCACUGGGUGCCCUCAUGAUUAACUUGCCUCCCCCUAAUGCCCAUGAGAUCCUACAUAUGCAAACCCUGGCUAUGUCACUGCUCUGGACACAGCUAUUUUUUAUACAGUUUCCAGUUUGAAGAUUAGAUUUGCUUCUCUCUGUGUACCUUGUUGUUUGUCAGUGUGUAUGGCAUCUUCCCUCGCUGGAGACACGUCGAAGCAGUCCACUCAAAGUGGUGGGUCUGGUGGGUUGGAAUCAGUGUCAGUAACAGUGGACAGGGGCGUGGAGUGGAGGUGCUGGCAGGGAAGCAGGGAAGCUAAAUAAAAACUGGUACAUUGACAGCUUCAACUAUUUUAUACCACUGUGCAGUGCUGGUGUUCUAUAUAAGGUGUUUACUGGAGCCCUUUUGUAAAGAGAAAAAAAAUGCCAAACUUAAAAUGGCCAGUUCCUCUCAACACAACAAGCUCACCACCACUGCUUCUCACACCCUUUUCUGUCACUGUGCCAAAAAUGGUCAUGCAUAAGAAAAGUGUAUGUUUGUGGGACUCGUGCCUUGUUACUUUUGAUAUGUCAACCAUCAGUAUUAUCACUGUUGAGUUCAAUACUGAAAAUGUUAUUUCUGUACCUUCCAUUUUUACUGUUUUUUAUCUUUUCAUUUAUUUUCAUUUCUCAUUUUUAUAUAAUUUUUAUAAAGCAUUUGUAUAUUCUUUGCCCCAGUUCAUCAUUCCUCACAACUGUCCCAGAUGUCAUCACACAAGAGUCCUGCCACAGGCCUUGCUGGUGGCUCACUGUUCACUGCUUCCUUCUCUUCCUUCGUCACCGCCUCCGUCGUGUGGUGCCUCAACACUUCAGAGCCCAGAGUACAAGAGUUCUGGUGGAUGUCUAACCUUUGCCUUACACACUCUUCCUGCCUUUUCAUUAAUAUCAUUUCCAUCACAAAUUUCCAUCAUCAUAAUAUAGCAAACAGUAUUUGUCAAUGAUUAGUAUUUUGUUAUCAUCAUUGUUGUUUCUGGUGCUGCAACAUUAGGUAUAUUGUUACAGUAGUUUGCUUUGAUUUAUCCUAAUUGUCAGCAGCCUAUUUGUGGGGUUUUGUAGGUUCAAAUAUUUUUAAAUUUCUUCUUAAAUCUUCUUCUCAUGUUUUGCUGUGUAGCUAUGUCUGGUCUGUCCCCUCAGCAAGCCUUUACACAAAACUGUGAUACAUUUACUAUUUCUCUGUGUCAGUCUGCCUCAGCCACCUCAGUGCACCCAAGCUUUUAUACAUUCACUCAUGAGCCGAGUAUGGCCGGCACGGUGGCCAGCGUCCCUACAUGUGACUGUUUUACUCAUGCUGUGGCUGGCUGGUGGGUGGAGGAGGGUGGCAGGCACCUCGUUCCUACAGAGUCGUCAUGUUUGUUAUUUUGUACUUGUUGCCGUUGACAGUGUAAGGAGAACUUUUGAGAUGGUGGCGGCGGCGGCCCGGAGGAGGUUGUUCAGAUGGUUGCUGGGCUGCCCCGUUACCAGCUUUACAUUCACCCUUUCGUAAAUACCUCUCGUUUGUAAAUAAGAGUGGAAUGUAAAUAGUUAACCCCUUAACUUUGGUGUAUUCAAAGGCCAGCAUUCCUGUAAGCCUCACACUGGAUACAUGGCAGGUCCAACCUUGCGAGUGGAAUGGUCAUCACUUGCAAUGCAGUGCCUUCAUUUUCACAGAAAACAGAUGAUUAGAAUUUUCAUGAAAGCGAUUUUACAGUAUAUGUACAUACAGUGGUUCCCAUGAUCAGAAAUUUACAUGUGAUGGUGUGAAACCAUAAUCAAAGCAUGUGUUUAAUAAUUGUUAUGGUCAACGGUUUUGAUUCAACUAAUGUAUAGAAAAUAUCAUUAGAAGAAUUACAGCUUGUUUCAGGCAUGACUUGGUACAGUUCAUUAUAGUUCACAGCUUUGAACAGUACAGCAGCCUCCAACAGGGCAGCAGCUGUGUCAAGGUGCUGCGCCUUGUAGGGGCUGGACGGAACCAGCUGUGAGGGUGGAGGCAUUUGUGUAUCGAAGGGUGUGGGCUGCCGGGCAUUGUGUGAGCUAUGUCAAGGGAGAGCCGGAGAGGAUCGACAGAUUCAUUUGUGUGUGUGUGGUGUGUGUGUAUGUGUGUGUGUGCAUGCUCACAGGCAUGUGUCAUGAAAGGCUGUUUGAUGUAAUAAUUGUCAAAUACUGUACAGUUAUACACUCACUCAAAUGCUCUCUUUCUGUAUGCAGCUGUGGUGGGUCUGAGUGUAUUGCCAAGGGGGGGAGAGGCUUUGUCACAGGCAGGUUUGGAGACUUUGGUGACCACUGAGUAUUAUACAUUGUAACUUAUCUACACUGGAGUUAUUUGUGAUACGGAUUGUACAAGUCUGGCAAGCAGUUCAUGGUUGUUUUUGAUAACUUGUUAAGAUAUUGUUAGAUGUGUAGGGCGGAGGAAACUGUGGUGUGCGUGUGUGUGUGUUGCUUCUUGUGUACGACAGGUGAGGGGUGAAGGAUGAUUGUGACCGAUGCCUGAAUGUCUGUCUGUUCUCUCUCUCUCUCUCUCUCUCUCUCUCUCUCUCUCUCUCUCUCUCUCUCUCUCUCUCUCUCUCUCUCUC